UGGAAACUGGAUUGGGGCCGGUGCUGCAUGCUGGGAAUCAGAAGGCCUGGCAGCGGAUUGGUUGAGAUUUGCAGAGAUCGCUGUCCCCCCACGCUGGCCUGCGGUGCCGUAGGACUGGGGAAGGAAAGGGGCGCUGCGCAGUUCCCGUGGACGGAAGCGGGCGACAAACUCAGUGCGUCCCCGCCUCACCAGGAAACUACUAAACUUCCUGUGGAAGCAAAGUAGAAUUUCAUAAGAACAUAAUGGAUGGAGAAGAAAAGACCUACGGUGGCUGUGAAGGCCCUGAUGCUAUGUAUGUUAAAUUGAUAUCUUCGGAUGGUCAUGAAUUCAUUGUAAAAAGAGAACAUGCGUUAACUUCAGGAACAAUAAAAGCCAUGUUGAGUGGCCCAGGUCAGUUUGCUGAGAACGAAACUAAUGAAGUCAAUUUUAGAGAGAUCCCUUCACAUGUGCUAUCAAAAGUAUGCAUGUAUUUUACUUACAAGGUUCGCUACACUAACAGCUCCACGGAGAUUCCUGAAUUCCCCAUUGCACCUGAAAUUGCACUGGAACUGCUGAUGGCUGCGAACUUCCUAGAUUGUUAAAUAAAGUAAAUUAUAAUAAACUGUUAACUUUUUUCAGUAUUUAAUACCUGUAGUUCAGUUAGUAAUUUUUUCAUAUAGAGCAUGUUGCCUGUGCGCAGUUGAACUCUCAAGUUCAUUGCAAAGCAGAUUAUCUUAUGUUCUUUUGCAUAGCAGUCACUUGAAAUUUGUUUGCUACAUCAACAAAUUAAGGACAUUUUCACAAAUUGAGAAAUAAACUAAUAUGCCAGUUCGUAGGUAGUUUGGCCUUAUCCUUUGGAUAUGAUUUUUAAAAUUAGAGCGAUGAUACAGUAAAUGCUGAAAUUUAGGCAUAAUGAACACGUUCUACAGGUAAAUAAUGGGGCUACGUAUUUUUAUGUUUUUAGUGUUUUUUUUAAAAAAACUAUUCUGAUCUUAUAGCCGUCGUUAGCAUUACUGGAAUUAUGCAAAUAAUUGCAUUAUAAACAUGUUUAUAACUUAGCCAAAUAUUGAUUUUUAUAACUGUCGAAGAAGACAUAAGAGUUGAAAUUUCUUAUGCGUCUUUUGAUAAACUGCAGUAUUGUUUAAGUGUAUCUUGUCUUUUUGUUUAUUGCUACAAUUUAAGAACUUUAUUUAAAAGCAAUUUUGGAAGAUUACUAGGUACAGCUUUUGGAGCACUGACUUUUUGAACUGUAGCCACAUGGUCAACAAGUAAACUACAUGACCUUGGUUUCAUGUGCACUGUGCAUUUUAGCCAAUCCAAAGUACUGUACUUACACUGACUAUAAAGCUUCCUUUGCAAUAUUCAUUCUUCUUAUAUAGUCUCUUGUUAUGAUUAUAUUUCUGGAUAUUUAAAUAUGUUUUAGAAGACUCACCAUGAACUUUAUCCAGAUCUUAAAAGCUAGACUUUUCUGAACUCUUCCAAUCUUCCUGCAUCCAACUGAAAUGAUACAAAAUAUGAAAAAUAUAUGGAGAGAUGCAGUGCAGAUCUUAUAAUGCACUUUGAUAUAGUAUAUACAUUAUCUUCUAGUCAUUAAAAUAUGUCCCAAAAAAGCUGAUACCCAUAAUCUGUGGGUCUUCUAUUGAAGUCUAACUUAUAAAGAGGUCAUUCAGCUUUUAUACUGAGCAGACAAAAAGUUUGGAAAACUAUGACAGCAUCUCUGCUGAGGUGUGGGAAAAGCAGCACCAUGGUUUGGUUUACUAUCGUCUCUAUCUUGGGGGUAAAACAAAGUUGUCAUACAGGGUCUAUGAAUUAGGUCUUCAGCUUAGUUCUUCAAGACUGGUUUAAUAGGGACCAGUUUUUCUGGAAACUGCAAAAACCAUAAAUAACCAAGUUCAACAAAUCAUUUUCCUCUUAGAAGACCUAACAUUGUACUUUCUAGCUGAUCGAAAGCAGUUAAAUAUGUUAAUUGCAUAUAUUUUAGUAACUUAAGACAUACUGGUACAUAUUUUAGUAUAGAAGAUUAUCAAGUACAAGAAUUUUAUUCUACUUGGUGACAAUGCCAAUUUAUAAACCUAAAUAAUGAUCUUAAAGGUUAAGGUGAUAACUAGAAUAAAGUUUAACUUUGACGGAUUUUAUAGGUUACUUUAUAUGUUAGAUCCACAAGUAACCUUAAGUUAAAAUAUUGAAAAAGAACUGAAAGAUUAGGAAAACUUGUAUAUCUUGUGGCAAAUGAUACUUGCAUGUUAAUAAAGGCUCUAUUGACUGAAA
Molecule: messenger RNA, 2247 nt
Organism: Pteropus alecto (black flying fox)
Lineage: Eukaryota; Metazoa; Chordata; Mammalia; Chiroptera; Pteropodidae
Gene: ELOC
Product: elongin C
Exons: 4
Coding region: 243-581 (112 amino acids)
Biological process (GO): ubiquitin-dependent protein catabolic process
Cellular component (GO): elongin complex
Molecular function (GO): protein-macromolecule adaptor activity
Source: RefSeq, a predicted model, not a curated record